UCAAGGACCUCUUCCUUGAUUUUAUUUUAUUUUAUAAGAUUAAAAUCUUCAUUCUAUUAGUCUAGGUUGUUAAAGGCGCGCCUGAGGCGUCAGGCGCACAAGGCGCUGAGAAAAGCGCCUUCUACAGCGCAAGGCGAGCGUUGUUCGCCAGGCGCGCGCCUAGGCGCGCCUGGGCACACCUAGGGCGCUGUCGCGCCUCACAGAAGGCGCGAUCGUAGGGCAUCGCGCGAUCGUAGGGCAUCGCGCGAUCGUAGGGCAUCGCGCGAUCCUUCCCAUUCACGAUUUCUAACCAAAAAACCAUUUCAAACCUAAUUUGGUUUGGAAUUAGGGCAUGGAGAAGAAAAGAGAAGAAAAUAACGGAAGGAGAAGAAGAAAUCUUGCAGAAGAGUCGCGCCAUCCUCCACUGCCGCCGCCGCUGCUAAGUUGCUUCCGUCGCUGCCCAGCAAGACAGCAGACAGCAGACAGCAGACAGCAGCAGUUUUCUUUUUUGUUUUUUCCCUUCCCGUUGAUAGCAAGGCAGCAUCAGUUUUCUGUUUUAUUUUUUUCCCUUGUGAUGCAGUCCCGUUGACAACUGCUGCUGUGAUGCUAUGCUGCCCCGUUUCUGCUGCUGCUGUGAUGCUAUGCUGUCCCGUUUUUUUUUUUUUUUUUUAAUUUUGCUGUUUUCUUUUUGUUUUUUUUGUUUUUUGUUGCUGGGACUGUAAAAACCUGCUGCUGCUGUGAAAACUGCGAUGUUGUCCCUAUUUGCUGGUAAAUUUAGCCAAUUAAAACAAUGUGCUUGUUGGUAAUGUGAUGUGCAAAUAUUUUCUCUCCCUUUUUGCAUAAUCAAUUCAAGCCUGUGAUGUUGUCCCUAUUUUUCUUUUUAUUUUCCUAUUUUUCUAUUGCUGGUACCAGUGGUACAGUACUUUUCUAUUAUUGUUGAUACUUGAUACUAGGUACAGUAGUUUACCAUUCCAUUAAUUCAUUAAUUUUUUUAUUUUGUUUUUAAUUUUUUAGGUUAUUUUCUUGUUCAAUUAUCAUGGAAGGUAGUAGUGAUACUCCAACAUAUAUAUCAAAAGAUCCGGCAUAAAAUUAUUUUCAAAGAGUUAAUCCGAAUAACAAAAAUAAUUUGAUUUGUAACUUUUGUCAAAAAGUUACAAAAGGAGGUAUCUAUCGUGCAAAACAGCAUCUUGUUGGAGGGUUUCGAAAUACUACGACUUGCAAGAAAUGUCUGCCUCAUGUACGUGAAGAAAUAAAAAAUUUCAUGGAGAAAAAGGCGGAGAAAAUCAAUCUUUCUAAACUUGCGAUAUUAGAUUUUGAGGAUGUAGACCCUCUUGGUGAUGAUAUUGAUAUGGAUGAUAUUGAAGCUAAAGCUGUACCACCUAUAAGUACAACUACAAGUUCUAGAUCAGUGAAUAUACAAAAAAGGCCAAGACAAAUAGGUCCAAUGGAUACAUAUUUUGCUCCUAAUGUGCAAAAAAAUGUUGAAAGUAAAAAGGGUAAAGAGAGGCAAACUACGAUAAAUGAGGCAUACAAGAAAGAAUUGAGAGAAAAAACUUGUAUGACUAUAACUGAGUGGAUGUAUGAUGCGGCAAUUCCUUUUAAUGCCGUUAAUUAUUCAAGCUUCAAAAGGAUGUUGGACUUGGUUGGCCAAUGUGGUGUAGGUCUAAAAGGACCUAGUUAUCAUGAGGUGCAGAUUCCUUUUCUAAAAAAGGCUGUUGAUAAUGUGACUAAUGAUUACAUUAAGUCGUGUGAAACAGAAUGGGCAAAGUAUGGUUGUAGUUUGAUGGCAGAUGGGUGGACAGACAAAAGGCAGAGGACAUUGAUUAAUUUUUUAGUGAAUUCUCUUAAAGGUUCAGUUUUCAUCGAAUCGGUUGAUGCUUCUGAUUAUGCAAAAACUGGAGAGAAAAUAUUUCAGUUGCUUGAUCGAUUUGUGGAGCGUGUAGGAGAAGUAAAUGUUAUUCAAGUUGUAACGGCUAGUGCAAGUAACAAUGUGCUUGCUGGUAAGAAUCUAUUUAAUUUUUUCUUAUCAAUAUGCUUUUUCUUAUAUAUGUUAAAAUUAUCUACUUUUCUAAAUUCUUUUGUAGGAAAAUUAUUAGAAGCAAAAAGGCCACACUUGUAUUGGACUCCUUGUGCUGCUCACUGCGUCGACUUGAUCUUAGAAGAUAUUGGGCAAUUGCCUGAUUUUAAAGCAACAUUGAAGAAGACAAUGAGUGUGAAUGCUUACAUUUAUGUUCGCCCCGGCAUGGUAAAUAUGUUGAGGCAAUUCACAAGACAAAAAGAGCUUUGUCGGGCGGGUGUCACAAGAUUUGCUAUUACUUUUCUCACUCUUGAAAGGAUGCACCUACAGAAGCAAAAUUUAAGAAAAAUGUUCAUUUCAAAGGAUUGGACAGAGAGUAAAUGGGCAAAAGAAGCGGCAGGGAAGAAGGUAGCUAAAAUCAUCAUGACACUUAGAUUUUGGAGCAGUAUUGUGCAUAUUUUAAAGAUAUAUGGCCCUUUAGUCCGUGUUCUGAGACUGGUUGAUGGCGAAAGAAAACCUGCAAUGAGCUAUAUUUAUGAGGCUAUGGAUAGAGCAAAAGAAACAAUUAUGAAGGCCUUUAAGGAGAAAGAAGAGAAAUACAAAGAAGUGUUUGAGAUCAUUGAUAAGAGAUGGGAAUGCCAACUUCAUCGGCCUCUGCAUGCUGCAGGACAUUAUUUGAAUCCAGAAUAUUUUUAUUCAUACACAGAUUCAAAUAUCUGUGGAGAAGUGGUGAAUAGUUUGUUUGAAACUAUGGAGAGAUUGGUUUCAAACGCUGUCGAGCAAGAUAAAAUCACUGCCCAGCUCUCUAUAUAUCGAAAGGCAGAAGGGCUAUUUGGGAGAAAUGUGGCAAUUAGACAUAGAAGAACAUUAUCUCCAGCAGAAUAGUGGGAAUGCUACAGAGCAAAUAUCCCAGAAUUACAAAAGUUUGCUAUUAAAGUGCUUAGCCUCACUUGUAGUGCUUCUGGUUGUGAGCGCAAUUGGAGUGUAUUUGAGCAGGUAUGUAAUAAAUAUAAAUGUUUGAUACUAUUAGUAUGCUACUUUUAUAAGUAGAAAAUAUUCUUUGAUAUUUUAUUAUACUUAUUGUGAUUUUUGACAUUUUGUAGA
This is a messenger RNA of Zingiber officinale, 3100 nucleotides long. Its product is annotated as probable glycosyltransferase At5g03795. The transcript has 2 exons. Bases 1241 to 2881 code for a protein of 546 amino acids. The record is from RefSeq and is a predicted model, not a curated record. Lineage: Eukaryota; Viridiplantae; Streptophyta; Magnoliopsida; Zingiberales; Zingiberaceae. Gene Ontology annotation, molecular function: glycosyltransferase activity.